AGUGCGCGCGAGGGGCCACCCCGGAGAAGGUGGCGCUUGUCCCGCGGGCUUGGGGCGUCGCGACCGCCUCUCGGGGGCGCCCGAGGUCGAGCCAGAGCCUGUCCCCGCGCCCGACCGGCCCGCAGCGCGUCGGAUCCCCGAGCCUGCCGUGCGCCCCUGCCCGCCCGCUCGCGCCCAGCCGCUGCCCAUGGGCGCCGCCGGCUCCACCGCGCUCGCCCGCCUGGGCCUCCCCGAGCCCGGCCGCACCCGCUGGCUGGGGGUGGCCGCGCUGGGGGUGGCCGCGGUGACCCUGGGGGCCGUGGCCUGGCGCCGCGCGCGCUCCCGGCGGCGCCGGCGGCUGCAACAGGUGGGCACCGUGGCGCAGCUCAGAAUCUACCCGCUCAAGUCGUGCAAGGGGGUGCGGGUGAGCGAGGCCGAGUGCACGCCCCUGGGGCUGCGCAGCGGCCACCUGCGGGACAGGUUCUGGCUGGUGAUCAAGGAAGAUGGACACAUGGUGACAGCCCGGCAGGAGCCGCGCCUGGUGUUGGUCUCCAUCGAGGCUGAGGGUGACCGCCUGGUCCUCAGUGCCCCAGGCAUGGACCCGCUGGUUCUGCCCAGCAAGCUGCCUUCGUCCAACUCCAUUCAGAACUGCAGGCUAUUCGGCCUCGACAUCCAGGGCCGGGACUGCGGCGAUGAGGUGGCUCAGUGGUUCACCAGCUACCUGAAGACGGAAGCCUUCCGGCUGGUCCAGUUUGAAAAGAACAUGAAAGGCAGGAAGGGGAGGGAGAUUCUCCCUGAUAUCAAGGAGAAAUACCAGGUGGCUUACCCAGACUGCAGCCCUCUCAUGGUUCUCUCGGAUGCCUCCCUGGCUGACCUCAACUCCCGACUGGAGAAGAAGGCCACAAUGGAUAAUUUCCGGCCCAACAUCGUGGUGACGGGGUGUGGCGCCUUUGAGGAGGACACCUGGGAGGACCUGGUCAUCGGCAGCGUGGAGAUGAGGAAGGUCCUGGCAUGUCCCAGGUGCAUCAUGACCACUGUGGACCCGGACACCGGCGUGAUUGACAGGAAGGAGCCUCUGGAGACCCUGAAGAGCUACCGGCUGUGUGAUCCCUCUGAGAAGUCCAUCUACAAGUCUUCCCCCCUUUUUGGAAUCUACUAUUCAGUGGAAAAGAUCGGCAGCCUGAAAGUGGGAGACCCUGUGUACCGGAUGGUGUAGUGGCCACCUACGGGGAUGAUGGGCUCAGUGUCCAGAGGCACAUCAGGGACAGCUUGUGCACAGCAGCUCGUCUUGUCAGCCGUGGACCGGUUUUGCCUCAGACAUGAAGAUUCUGUUUUUGACUUUGUUGGAAUCAUGCAUGCUUCAAAUGAAUGCAAGAAAAGGCUUAGAGGUGAUUUGGGAAUAAGGAGAUGAACAAAUGGUAGGUAAUGAAGACUUUCCAAAUGACUAGUGUUGCCUAGAAAAUGAUCUUAUAUGUUCCUGUAGCUCUUCCAUUUCUUACCAAGCCCUGCCAAUGACAUUGAGGAGUAAAGUAUGUAUCAAGAAUCAACUGAAAGUUACAAAGAAAAGCUCUUCGUGUCCUUAUUGUAUCACUCACCAUGCAGUAUUGUGGCAGACUGAGAAGCAGAAGGUUUUCUGAUGUGUCUUAGUGUGUCACAAAGGGGGGACUUUCCACUUAAGCUUCUGACACCCACCCCCCAACAUUAUGGGUCAGGUUGUGAUUGAGUAAGAAAUUGGAAAUUAUUGGCUAUACCUUGCGUUGUAUAUUCGAUUACUUCUUGGUUAAGCCACAUCCAAGUGAGUUGGGGGCACCCCUGAGUCGGUGCAGGGUACAGGAGACGGGCUGAGAAUGGGAUUUUCAGAGCAGAAGAGGCAGGAGGAGGAGUGAAUGAAUAUCUUCUAGCUGCCUGUAAUUGUUUGUAACGAAGAGACAUGAACCCUUUGGUCUACCCCGCCCCAGUGCCUACCAUGGGAAUGAAUGACACCCCCAGGCCCCAGUUGUUGUUUUGAUAUUAAUAAAAGUGAUUCUUGAUUGUG
Sorex fumeus (smoky shrew) is the source of this 2014-nucleotide messenger RNA. RefSeq names its product mitochondrial amidoxime reducing component 2 (gene MTARC2). Bases 188 to 1195 code for a protein of 335 amino acids. Gene Ontology annotation, molecular function: molybdopterin cofactor binding; nitrate reductase activity; molybdenum ion binding. The transcript has 8 exons. The record is from RefSeq and is a predicted model, not a curated record. Gene Ontology annotation, cellular component: mitochondrial inner membrane. Gene Ontology annotation, biological process: nitrate metabolic process. NCBI's taxonomy places the organism in Eukaryota, Metazoa, Chordata, Mammalia, Eulipotyphla, Soricidae.